Molecule: messenger RNA, 744 nt
Organism: Melampsora larici-populina 98AG31
Lineage: Eukaryota; Fungi; Basidiomycota; Pucciniomycetes; Pucciniales; Melampsoraceae
Exons: 2
Coding region: 26-337 (103 amino acids)
Source: RefSeq, a predicted model, not a curated record
AGUGGUGUCAUCGGGUCCAAAUGUGAUGAAUCGAUCUAGAAAUCUAGUUAACCAUUCGAAUCUCCUGAACACGCUCAGUGAAACCAUGAACCUUGAAAAUAAUCCUAAAGUGAAUUCAAUGCUGAAGCCAACCAAAAUUUGGGCACACCGUCUACCCAAGAGACUUCGUCAAGGACUUCGUAAUCUUCAGCAUCGUCCUGAUGCGUGUUUAAAUGUGAUUAUGAAUGCGAGUCUACCUCCAUCACGAGCUUUGGGUCAGUUACCGAUCCUUGGGCGAGAAUGGGUUCGAAGAAAUAACAUCUUCCAAGUGGCUUUUGGUGACUUCUAUCCAUUCUAGCGUUUUUUGUUUCGUGUGUUUGUGUUGGAGUCACUAUCGUAGGGAAUGUGUAUGGUGUCUCGUACAGCUUAGAAGUUUAUCUUUCUCGGGCCUUUGAUUCUUUCAAGCCUUUUAGCCUUACUGCUUGUAAAACCACUGUAAAGGAGUGUCUCUUUUCAUAUCUCAAGUUUAUCUUUUAUCUUUAUCAUAUUUUCUUUCUACAUGUGUUAGUCUUAUUUGGUUUGUUUGAUUAUUAUCAAUGGUGUUGUUGUUGUUGUAAAUCAGUGUGCAAUUUCUCUUAGUGGGUUGCUUUUCAUGUAUUUCAUCCCUUUUGUGUUAAAUUCAUAUGUACUAUCUCAGUGAUAUUAUACAUUCUGCAUUCACAUAUUUUUGUUCAAAGACGCAAUCUAUAUAUAUUUAUGGGGGUC